Messenger RNA from Lottia gigantea (owl limpet), 1576 nucleotides. RefSeq lists its product as hypothetical. Gene Ontology annotation, molecular function: protein binding. The transcript has 3 exons. The record is from RefSeq and is a predicted model, not a curated record. The coding region runs from base 1 to 531 and encodes 176 amino acids. Lineage: Eukaryota; Metazoa; Mollusca; Gastropoda; Lottiidae. Gene Ontology annotation, biological process: signal transduction.
AUGAAAAUUUCCUUACCAAUAUACAGAUAUUCCAAUGAAGAAUUAGCUGAACUGGAUGAAGGACAAUCAGUACAGACCGAGCAAUCCAAGAAAGAAGGAAAGGAUAUUGAUAUUAUCCCUCUGUACUGCGCGAUAUUAGGUGCAGUGGUCGUAGGCCUACUUGGUUAUGUGAUAAUGGUUCACUACCGCCGUAUCAAGGAAAAACGACUGAUCAGAGAACCCCAUGAUGAUGUGGAAUAUUCCAAAGCCUCGGCCGGGGAUUCUGGAAUCUGUGUUGAGGUCGACCACCAGCAAAAGAUUACUCCAGGUUUUUCCACAAAGAAAAUAGCCAACUGUGAACUGAAAUCUCAGAGGGACUCAACAACUCCUUUAAAACAAUUACUGACUGAAUGGAGUCGAAACGAGGCGGCCACAGUCGGUAUUCUCAUACAGGCCAUGAAAAACUUGGGACGCCAUGAUGUUCUCCCAGCGCUAAAUGUGUAUAACAGUGCUGAGUUACGGCCCUUGAUGCCUCAAAGUAAUAUUGUGUGAUGUUCAUAGUCCCUUAUUUAUAAAAUCCAAUGGAAAUAUUUGAAAGUUCUUGUGAUGAAAGUGACCCCCGUGUUAAAGGGGGGGUGUGGCAGUAUUGAGAUUCGUGGGAAACAUUGCAGAGAGUCUACACGAUUUCGUUAGAAAUAGUUAACUCUUGGCAAUCUAAACUAUCCAGGCCAAAGCACGCGUAAAUCCAAAACAAGGUCAAAGCACGUGUAAAUCCAAAACCAGGCCGAAACACGUACAAGGUUUAAACCAGGUCAAAGUACAAUGCUAAAACUAGGCAAAAGCACGCGUACACAUCAGACAUAACAGACUGAAUUACCGUGUUUGCUCUUACCAACCGUGUUUUUGUGUGAAUAAGUUUUUUUUUAAGAAUUAUCUUUCUAAUAUGAAAUGAAGCUGUGACUGAUUGAAGAUUGUUGUUCUGUUGCUUCAGAAUGAUAUUAUGCAUUAAGUGAUAACCUAUGACAAGUUAUUUUGAAUUACCUUUGUGAAGUCAAGAUAAUUCUCUUGUGACAAUUUUCAUUACCAUGAACGGUAACUCUGUUUUGACAUUUUGAAUUUUUGAAAUUUAAAUUGCUCCAUGAAUUUUAAUCGUCAUCAAGGGCGAUAAACUAAGUUGUCCAAAUUUGAAAUGGACAAGAAUAAUAACUCUGUGAUGACAUUUGGAUUUAAGAACGGUAACUCUUGAUAGCCUGCGAAUAGCAAAGAACGAUAACUGUGCAGUGAUUAAUCUUAAAGAGCGAUAAUUCUGAACUAGACAAUUUGAAUUGCAAAGAACAACAACUCUCGCUACUUAAAGAAUUUCUAAAAUUCGAUUUAUAAGAACGGUAGCUAACUGUGCUGUGACAGAUUCUAAGAACUCUAUUGAACCUAAAGGACUAUAUUAUUUGUGUAUAUAUUGGGUAUUUAUCGUGUAUACAGAAACUAUUAUUAUUAUUAUUAUAUUUUACUCGCUCAAAGCGUCACUAAAGACAUACCGGGGUUGUCUUUUGGAAAGUUUCUAGAAUCACAUCCAUGUUUUCAUUAAAAAUCAAACUCU